UAAACAUCACUGUUGCGUUCGCGCAGACUCUUUGAGCGCUCGCAUUCUAUCGCUAACUCCGCGCCGGCGCGGCGUCUACCUACAAACUGCUUAACAAAUCGUGAAAUGAACAUGGUAUUGUAAAAAUAAAAAGUGAAUUAGUAAAUUGAACUUUGAUAGUUAUUUGACAACGAAAUGGCUAUUUUAACUUUUGAAAAGUUUACGGGGGUAGUUCCCGUGCGGUUUAACGUAUGGGUAAUGCUGUUCACGAGCUGCUGGGUAGCUUACAUGCUGAGGGUCAACAUGAGUCUCAACAUCAUCGCAAUGGUGCCACAAGUCGAGAGCAAUACCACGUCACAUUCUCAGUGUAACGCUAAAGAUGAUCCAAUAAGGAACGAAACUUUAAGGCACGCUGACAUUGCCGACGUUAGGCAGGCUCCGAGACAGACACCUGGCGCCGGGUCUUUCGACUGGAGCCCUGAGCAACAAGCCCUGAUCCUCGGUUCGUACUUCUGGUGCUACCCCGUGACGUCAUUAGUGGGCGGCAUGGCGGCAGAGCGCUGGGGCCCGCGCUACGUCGUGCUGACAACGUCACUGCUGAGCGGACUGUUGACCAUUUUAAGUCCCGCUGCGGCCCGCCUGCAUUAUGUCGCUAUUGUCGUCGUGCGGUUUUUACUCGGCAUUGCUGGCGGAUUCAUCUACCCGGCGCUCCACGCUUUAAUCGCAAGAUGGGCGCCACCAACAGAAAAGGGAAAAUUCGUCAGCGCAAUGAUGGGAGGAACCAUGGGUACUGUGAUGACUUGGUCUGUCACUGGUCCUUUAGUGGAGAAAUUCGGAUGGGCCUCAGCUUUCUACGUACCAGGCGCGUUGACUUUGAUCUGGUGUGCAGCGUGGUGGUACAUUGUAGCCGAUUCGCCGGCAGAACAUCCAAGAAUCAGUGAUAAAGAAAGAAAGUACAUUCAGGAUGCUCUGGGAGACAAAGUCAAGAAAUCAAAGGGUCUCCCGCCGUUCAAGAGCAUUGUGACAUCAUUUCCUUUCCUGGCCAUGGUGAUAUUGCACUACGGAAAUCUUUGGGGCUUGUACUUUAUAAUGACAGUGGGGCCAAAGUUCGUGUCAAGCGUACUAGGCUUCCAGCUCUCAGCCGCCGGUGUCAUAUCAGCUCUGCCGUAUUUGGCCAGAUUAUUCCUAUCUGCGAUAUUUGGAGUGCUAGGGGACUGUAUUUUGGCGAGAAAUCUUAUGACGACGACACACAUUAGGAAAUUCUUUUGUUUGUUCUCGCAUAUAAUCCCUGGGCUGUUGUUGAUAUUGCUGGUGUACGCGGGAUGCUCGACGGCAUUGUCCGUUGCCUUGAUUACUCUGUCGAUGGGGGCCAACGGCGCCGCAACGCUCACCAACCUACAGAACCACCAGGACCUCGCACCGAAUUACGCCGGGAGCUUGUAUGGCAUUGCCAAUGCCAUUGGAAGCACUGCCGGGUUCUUCACCCCGAUGAUUACAGCCUACUUUACAAGGAAUGGGAAUGGCUUUGAGCAGUGGCGGCCAAUAUUUUUCGUCGGAGCCUCGGUAUACAUAGUGUCAGCCAUCUUCUUUAUAUUCUUUGGAACUGGAGAGACUCAGGACUGGAACUUUCCUAAAGAGAAGGAGGAGGAGUCAGAUGGCAAAUCAAAGAAGAUCGAUCUCAAAGAUGCGAAAGACACUCCACUUAGUGUAAUUAGUUCUUAGUAAUAUUUAGAACAAAAUGUUUAUUUAAUUUAGCUUUAUUUAUAGGACCUUUAACUAUGAUAAUGGUAUGAUCUGAGUAUAAACCGAUUUCAAGAAUCGACUUUAAUCAUAAGGUUAGGUAUCAGUUAGUAGAGGAAUGUUUCAUUUAUGAUGCCUUUGAAUCUUAAAGAAGUUCAGCCAUAAUUUGCCAUUUGACCUGUUUUCACCAAAAGUGGAUAACUAUGGAAUUUGUUCGAUUUUUUCCUACUAAAGUAGCUGAACCCAUUGUUAUAUUUAUUUUUCGAAAAAUAGAAUUACAAUUAUUUUUUAUUUGAUUUGUGUCUAUAACUCAGUUUAAGAAGAUUAGCAGCAUUUAUAAACAAGUAAAAUACAAAUUAUGCAUAUUACCUGUAGUCUGUAUUUAGAUUUAGAAUUGUCUUUGACUUAGGUACCUGUAGAAGUUUAUAAAAGAUUGGAAUGUAUAAAUGAUGUAUAAAUGUUGAUAGUAUUUGACAAAAUAAUAAUUUAUUCAUAUACGAGUAUAAAAUUUAACAGACUGUGAUUGUAUUUAUUUUAUAAUUUACCAAAUCGUGACCAAAUGGAAUGUGAUGUAGUUUUAAGUUUAUUUAGUACCGAUUGGUCAUUCCCGUGACUCGUGGCUCAAAUCUCAGCACUAAUUCUAGGCAACUGCCAAAUUAUCUACACCUUUCUCAAAAAAUCUAAUGGACAAUAGAAAAAAAAACUGUUGCAAGUUAUUUUUAGGUAGAGAAUCUCUGUAAUGUAAAAUUGUUGUAAAAUCUUAAUAAACUUUUGUAUCGAUGUAAGAUAACGAGGGCCGGUGCAGAUGCUGAGAAUUAAGCCCCUGUUUAGAUUAUUGUAAGUAACCCAGCGAAUAUAAAAAAAAAGCUGUGGCAGCCACAGCAUUUUUUUUAACCAUACCUAUUUUUCUGUCUAGUGUGAUCAUUUAUAUUAAGCAAAUUACUGUAAGAGCUUGACAUUUCUCUAUUAUCGUAUUCUUAGACUACAAACGGGGUGAAAUGUUUUAGGCGAUACAAGAUUUAUGAACGCGACUGUACAGAUUUCUAUCAUCAUUUAUUUGUUACAAAAGCAACCAUGAAAUCUCCAAAAAACAUUACGUUUUCUACAGUUCAAUUCGAUACCAUGUAUGGAGACUAGGAUAUUUGUAAUGUGAUUUUAGAGUUACUGCAAUAGUACCUAAAAGUUGAUUAUAGAAAUGAGUACAAAUCUUGUAUCACCUAUAAAAUGUCACCCAAUAAGUAUUAUUCGUUCCGAUUUGAUUUAAGUAGUUCAAUGCUAUAUACGAAAUAUUUUACAGCAAUAGCAAUAGGUAUUUACGUUAUUGUUAAAGCUGAUACACAUGCGAUUGCACAUAUAUCAAUAUAUGUGGACGAUUUACAGUUCAAUACAAGACACGUGUAUGCCAUCGGCACGUCUGAUGUAUUUAUAUUCCAUUGUUGCGGAUAUUACCUAAGAUAUUACGUUAUGUGACGUUAACAUCUGCUGUGUUGACCGUUUGUGACCCAAUUUAGUCAAAAUUUAAUGUGACUUACUCGUAAAAUAAUUGGAAGUAACGUAAAAUAUAUGUAUGUACUUUUUUUUAAAAUAAAUGCGGAAAUAUGAUCGGUAUUAAUAAGCUUUUUUAUCUGUUUUAUCUCUAUUGAUGAAAAUUGAAAUUUGAAUAAACUCGAUAUGACAAGU
This is a messenger RNA of Cydia strobilella, 3399 nucleotides long. RefSeq names its product putative inorganic phosphate cotransporter. Gene Ontology annotation, molecular function: transmembrane transporter activity. The transcript is spliced from 7 exons. NCBI's taxonomy places the organism in Eukaryota, Metazoa, Arthropoda, Insecta, Lepidoptera, Tortricidae. The record is from RefSeq and is a predicted model, not a curated record. Gene Ontology annotation, cellular component: membrane. Bases 175 to 1701 code for a protein of 508 amino acids. Gene Ontology annotation, biological process: monoatomic anion transport; transmembrane transport.